CUCCAUCUACGCAUACACACCCACAUUAACACACGCGCAUACAUAUAAACUCCAUCUACGCAUACACACCCACAUUAACACACGCGCAUACAACUCCCAACAUGCAUGAACACCAAUUAAACAGUAGAGCAAACAUCUAAAACAAGAUAUACAAAGUUGUGUAUAUGCAUAUAAAUCACCUGCAUAUAUGUGGAUGUGCGUAACUUUUCAGUGUGAACGGAAGGCAUGUCAGUUCAAACGGAAGGCAUUAAGUGAUCUUUUUCUCGAGCAAAUCAACAUGAAUUUCAGAGUGAUCUUGUUAACCGUGGCGUUUGUCGGUGCUUUAUUUACUUGUGCCAAUUGCAAUGAAGAUGAUAUAGUCGAUUUCUUUAAUAUUGUAUUACAUUGCUUAACGCGUAUACAGCAAGAGCCGAGAGAGUCGCUUUGUCGUGACUUGGAUAAUCAUGCCAAUACAAUUUACAGCCUUUUGUCCGUAGUUCGUAACGGAAAUCCCCAAUCUAGAGAAUGCAUCUUAAUUCUCGAGACGCUGUACCGCACACUGCGCCAAAUAACAUCGCUUGAAAUUGGAAGAGGUGCCUCAGCAGGAGCAGUCCCACCACCGACAUCUAGGACAGGCCACAGAGGUCGUCCCCGCUAUGACAUUUCACAUGAGCAGCUUUGCCAUUGUCUGCGACUUGGGUUUAACUGGCAGGGAAUUGCUUCCUUAUUAGCAAUAGACCGCCGCACUUUGUUUCAACACAGGCAGCGUCUUGGAAUCAGACCGUUGGAAUUUGCAGAGCUGUCUAACAAUGAAUUAAACACUCUUGUCAGAGAGAUUUUACAAAGAACCCCAAAUGCAGGCGAGACCUACAUUCUGGGCAGUCUCCGGUCUCGCUCCAUCCACAUCCAGCGUCGGAGGGUCCGACAAAGUUUACAUGAGAUAGAUCCUAUUGGAAGGUCUCUAAGGCGCCGACGUGCUGUCAGAAGAAGAAUUUAUUCUGUGCAAACACCUAACCAAUUGUGGCAUAUAGACGGAAAUCAUAAACUGGUCAGAUGGAGACUGGUUUUCCACGAGUGUGUUGACGGAUAUAGUCGCUGUAUUGUUUAUCUUGAGUGUCUGAACAACAAUAGAGCAUUAAGUGUUUUGUCGUUGUUCCAAGAAGGGGUUCAAAACUUUGGUUUACCAUCCAGGGUUAGAUGCGACCACGGCAUGGAGAACACAGAGGUUGCGCGCUACAUGUUAAAUAGAAGAGGACUAAAUAGAGGGAGUGUCAUUACGGGCCGCAGUGUCCAUAAUCAACGAAUUGAACGUUUAUGGGCAGAGUUAAACAGAGUUGUUUCAUAUUAUUAUUCGGACUUGUUUACUUUCAUGGAGGACCACGGUAUACUGGAUUCUCUGUGUGAGCUUCACGUGUUCUGUUUGCAUUUUAUUUACUUGCCUCGGAUCCAGAGGGCAGUUCGGGAAUUUAGGGAAAUGUGGAAUAACCAUGGACUCUCAAGUGAAAGAGGACAAACCCCUCUGCAGUUAUGGCACAGAGGUGUGGUUAGCCAUAUUGGAAUUAACAACACUGCUAUAUCUGGUGUGUUCGAAAGUGAUGAUCAUUGGGACGUCAACGAAAACCGACCAAUUCCAGAACUGCAGAGCAGGAAUAAUAUAGUAGUUCCUGAAAAUAUUUACCACCCAAAUGACACUACAAUGGAAAACAUUCUCGAAACAUUUAACCCAUUGCAAGAUGAUGGAAAUCAUGGAAUUGAUCUGUUUUUGGCGCUUGUACAAUUAUUGGUAAGACAACAGGUUGAGACACAGUAACAAUGUUUGUAAUGCAAGUGUUUAUUGCAAUUUAUUCCUGCAAAUGCUUUAUUUACUACACAGCAAAUGUUAUGUAAUUAAUCCAUAAACAUGCAUUUACAAAUGUAUUACACAAAUGCUUGUAAAAACAUGGAAAACAUCAGUUAAAAAAAGUAAUGUUAGGAUUGAUCAAAAAUGAUGAAAACUUCCUAACAAUGAGUUAAACAAAUGCCUCAAGAACACUGGCACAUUAACAUGUUAGCAUAAAGGUUGAAAAUGUUAAUUCCUAGUUAAAGGGAUAGUUUAUCACUUUUUACACACCCUCAAUUGGCUCUAUACCUUUGAGAUUUUUUUUUUCUAUUGAACAAAAAACAUUUUGAAUAAAGCUAAACCCUUUAACCAAAGAAACUCAAACGGGUUUGAAAAGUGAAGAGUAAAGAGUAAAUGACAAUUAUUUGUAUAUAAACUAGCCCUUUAAUGUUGAAACAUGAACUGCUAAGAUUAAUUGUAACAUUGCUGAAAAUUAUUAAAGGGACAGUACACUCAAAAAUGAAAACUGCCAUUAUUUAAUUAUCCUUCACUUAUUCAAAAUGUUUACUUAAUUUGUUUUGCCAAACAAAGUUAUAUUUUAAAAAAUACUGAAAACCUGAAACCACUUAAAAACUACUUUUGAAGUUAAUAGUUACAAGUCUAGUUCUUCAAAUUAGUUUAUUUAAUGUUUAACAAAGGAAAGUAAGUCAAACACGGUUGGAACCACUUGGUGGUGAAUAAAUAGUGAGUAGAUUUACAUUUUUGGGUGAACCAUCUCUUGCAAUCUAUUGCUUCAAUAAGAACCCUGGCUUAAUAUUAACAUCUUGGCAUUUAAGUCUCUCUUACUCCUUGCCAAAUCCAUGUGUAUUGUUGAUAGCAAAUUCCAUGUUGCUUUUAAAAGCACCAUAGGUGCUAUAUAAAGGCAGGCGAAGGCAGUUAAUGCAAGUAUUGGCUAUUGGAAAUCUUUGUAGAAGUUCAGAGUCAUGGUGAAAGGCAAUGGAAGGCUGGGGAUGAAAUCCAAUUGGUGGGACAUGAUCUGAUCCAGUGGUAAAGGAUAAGAUCGCGCCAAGCCUCUGUGCUCCUUCCUCUUGAGUAAACAAAAAAAAGCAAAAUAUCAACAACUAUACAGUAUAUUCAGCUAGUCAAGAAAAUAACUGCAAAACUGUUGCAGUAUUAAGAAAGCAAUACCCUUUAUGAAACCUGCAAAUGUAAACAUUAAAAAGGUAUAAUAAAAACUAAUGUGUUCUGUCUUGA
Molecule: messenger RNA, 3052 nt
Organism: Danio rerio (zebrafish)
Lineage: Eukaryota; Metazoa; Chordata; Actinopteri; Cypriniformes; Danionidae
Source: RefSeq, a predicted model, not a curated record